This is a messenger RNA of Endocarpon pusillum Z07020, 2238 nucleotides long. RefSeq lists its product as uncharacterized. The record is from RefSeq and is a predicted model, not a curated record. Gene Ontology annotation, molecular function: protein disulfide isomerase activity. The transcript has 3 exons. Gene Ontology annotation, cellular component: endoplasmic reticulum. NCBI's taxonomy places the organism in Eukaryota, Fungi, Ascomycota, Eurotiomycetes, Verrucariales, Verrucariaceae. Bases 1 to 2238 code for a protein of 745 amino acids.
AUGAGGUCAGUGUUGGUCUGGGUGUUAUUGUCGUCGCUUUUGAGACCAAUAUCCGCUGCACGGCCCCCACAAGAAAACGAUGCAAAGAUAGUUGCUCAGAAUGGGGACAAGACGGCAGACUCUGCUGCAGCGGCUGCAGGUGAUGACGAAGGAACUGAAUAUACUACUUUCAACGACAUUAAAGUCCCUCAGAUGAAAGAUAUUGAGGGUGAACAGUUCAAUGAAACGAUUAAGGAUGGAUAUUGGUUCGUCGAGCAUUUCUCUCCAAGUUGCGGACACUGUCAGGCUUUUGCGCCGACGUGGCAGACUCUGUACGAAUUCUAUUAUACAUCGUCACCAAUUCAGUCGCAAACCAAGUCCCCUUCGCCAGACACCCCAAACUCCUUGAAUGGAUUCCAUGGCUAUUAUAAUUUUCAUUUUGCGAGGAUGAAUUGUAUCGCUUUCGGUGAUGCUUGUGCAAAGAAUAACAUCAAGGCCUGGCCAUCACUCAUGCUAUACAAAAACGGCGAAUUUGUUGAAAAGUAUACUGGAGAGAAGAGCAUGCCAGCUUUGAGCCACUACGUCGAAGAGAAACUUGAACAGAUCAGACCUGGCUCACGGCCUCGAGAGGGCCUGAAAGUGCCGGAAGUUGGAGCUAAUCGAGUUGAUCGCACAGCAAUGCCCGAAACACCUUUAGCCAAGGACAAGGACGUUGCUGCAGGGGCUGCGGCGGGAGAAAAGCACAAUGAUCAGGCCGCCGCUCUUGCAGAUGCGACAAAUACCGCAAUGCUGUCGUCCGAAACAGCCAAGGCGGGCAGAACAAAAGAAGUCAGCAGGACUGGGCCGGCCCCCAAUCCACAGGGUACUUCUAUCUCCCUCACGGCCGAAACUUUCCAAAAGCUGGUGACCAGUUCGCAAGACGCAUGGUUCAUCAAAUUCUACGCUCCAUGGUGUGGACAUUGUCAGGCCCUCGCCCCCACCUGGGAUCAGAUGGCAAAGGCUAUGAAAGGUCAGCUUAACGUAGGAGAAGUCAACUGCGACGCCCAGUCCCGCCUGUGCAAAGAAGCUCGCGUGAAGGGCUACCCAACCAUCCACUACUUCCGUGGCGGCGAAAGGGUUGGGUAUGAUGGCCUGCGAGGACUGGGCGAUCUUUUGUCCUUUGCCGAGAAGGCUCUCGAUUCGGAUGUCAAGUAUGUUGACGCUGCGCAGUUCAAAGACAUGGAAGAGACAGAAGAGGUCAUCUUCACCUACUUCUUUGAUCACGCAACCACUUCUGAAGACUUUGCAGCUCUAGAUCGCUUGACUCUCAGCUUGAUCGGCCAUGCCAAGAUCGUGAAAACAGACUCUCCAGCGCUGGCCGAGCGAUUCAAGAUUUCCACAUGGCCACGCCUCCUCGUCUCUCGAGACGGUGUACCAACGUACUACACAGCUCUCGCGCCAAAAGACAUGCGCGACUUCCGGAGGGUGCUCACCUGGAUGCAGUCUGUCUGGCUACCCAUCGUGCCGGAACUGACCAUACCCAAUGCACUCGACAUCCUCACCAAUAAAUUUGUAGUCUUGGGCAUCCUUUCUCGGAACCGACCAGAUGACUUCAUCCAGUCGAAGCGCGAGCUCAAGAAUGCUGCGCUCGAGUGGAUGGAUAAGCAGACACAGCUAUUCCAGCUUGAGCGCCAGGAAAUGAGAGACGCGAAGCAGCUCCGUAUUGAUGAAGCUGAAGACCGCAACGAUCAGCGUGCCCUACGACAGGCCAAAAGCCAAAGAAUCGGCAUCCGCGAAGAAGACUUCAGAAAACCGGUCACUUUCGCAUGGGUGGACGGCGUCUUCUGGGAGCGCUGGCUGAGAACUACAUACGGCGUCGAUGUCACGGAUGGUGAUCGCGUUAUCAUCAAUGAUGAAGAGAACAAACAAUACUGGGACACUACAACCUCUGGCGCCUACAUCAUCCCCUCCCGAACCUCCAUCCUCGAAACCCUCCACCAAAUUGUCGCCUCCUCCCCGCCUAAAAUUCAGCCCAAAUCCACCAUCGGCACCCUCGAGAACAUCUUCUUCCAGAUCCGCCAUUUCGGAUCCUAUCAUCCGUACCUGGCGCUUGGGUUAUUAUUUGCGAGCAUUGCUGGGGUGGCAACGUUAGGGAAGAGGAAGAUGAGGCACGGAGCGAGUGGUAACGGGGGUGGUUAUUUCAAGUUGGAUGGAAAGGAGGGUUUAUUGAAUGGCAUGGGUGUUGGUGGUGGGGGUGGAGGGACGGAGAAGGCUGAUUGA